AUGGAUCGACGGGCUCCGACAUCGAUGGAUGUUCGUAUAAUUCUCCCGGAGGAUACAUCUUCAGCCAAAUCAAGUCCUGAGCCCCCGGUACGGCAUUGCGGCGAUGAGAUUCAGGGUCACUUAGAAGUAGUGUGCAACAGCAGCUUCGAGUUUUCAAUCGACAUUUCCUUUGAAGGUCUCAUCCGGACUUGGAUUGCGCCUGGAAAUGAGAACGAUUCGUUCAAACCUCCCCCGACAGCAGAGUUUCAGGUAGGGAGAAUCCGUAUCACACUGUUAGCUCACCAUAAGCUCAUAUUUGGAUUUAUACAAAAGUUUUUGCAUGAGACGCAGAAAGUAUUUUCAGAUCCCUCAACUAGAUGCUACAAUAGCCAUCUUUGGAUUCAUCGCGUGCCAUUUCGUUUCAUUGUCCCCGACGAGCUCAUCUCCCCUCACUCGGAUAUUCACCCGGAUUUCCUCAAAUUAAGCCCAUCUGCCAAACAAGGGCUGGUGCUUUUGGGGUUUGCACAACCGAGCAUAAUUUAUUUGCUCAGGAUCAAACGCAUCAGAACCGGUGCACCUGUGGAAAUCCUUUUGGGACCCAAUCAACAGCGUGAGCUUAUAGUCAUGCCCUAUACGCCUGCAGCACCACCUCUUGUCAUAGAGGAUUUCCCACGAGAAUACAGACCUUGCACAGCAAAACCUCUGAAGCAAUACAGAUGGGGACGGCCGCUUGGAAUCCUAGAAAUCUCAUCGGCAGAACCUUCACCGUUAAAUAUCCUGACUUUAACUCCAAGGACAUCCACAUUCGCAGUCUUAAGCGUUGUUUUCACUUCAAAUUCUUCCUGUAAUUUAAAUGCGCGGCCUAGUGAAUGGAAUUUUGUUGUGAAGCAGCACUUGCGAAGCAGGACCUUUUAUUCGACUCGGAGACUAGACCGAAUGCCAACGCUGGCCGUUGCAAAGGCAGACCCAUAUAUGAGAAUCCGUGACGAGAAAAAGGUCUCCGAAGUUCGGGAGUAUAGGGAAAUCUCUUGGAGAAAAGAACGCCAACCUCAAUUAUUAGAGCCAACUGUAUCUUCGGAUAUAGAACCUUGCAUCUGGACAACCACACUCGAAGUUCCUAUCCAUGCUGGGAAGACUUUGCUGCCUACUUUCUCCAACCCACUAUCAGCCCACCAAUACACCUUAGCGCUUCAGUUGAGCAUUAAAGGAUUGUACCACGGUGUCAUGGAGCUGGUACUACCAGUGCAAGUCUUUCACUACCCACCCGACGACACAAGGCUCAGAGCAUAUGCCGAGGAAAGGAACGAAAACUUAGAUGAGAUUAAUCCGGCAGUCUCUCGUUUUCAACAUGGCGCUACAGCAAUAUAUAGCUCACUGCGAGGGUAUGAUACCUCGCCGCCACCAUAUGAUGAUUUAUGA
This is a messenger RNA of Venustampulla echinocandica, 1398 nucleotides long. RefSeq lists its product as uncharacterized. The coding region runs from base 1 to 1398 and encodes 465 amino acids. The transcript has 2 exons. The record is from RefSeq and is a predicted model, not a curated record. NCBI's taxonomy places the organism in Eukaryota, Fungi, Ascomycota, Leotiomycetes, Helotiales, Pleuroascaceae.